Ustilago hordei is the source of this 486-nucleotide messenger RNA. RefSeq names its product putative GRX5 - glutaredoxin. The transcript has 3 exons. The record is from RefSeq and is a predicted model, not a curated record. Lineage: Eukaryota; Fungi; Basidiomycota; Ustilaginomycetes; Ustilaginales; Ustilaginaceae. The coding region runs from base 1 to 486 and encodes 161 amino acids.
AUGACGACAUUUUUCAGACAGAGUUAUGGUCUUCUCCGAUCGGCACCAGCCAGAACAUCAAUCAUGUCCACGCCCACCCUCCGCAACAUCACUCCGAUCUACACCACCUUCUCCCGUCUCCUUUCCACCGAAGCUCGCUCGAAAAUCGACUCGGCAGUCAAAUCCAACCCUCUCGUAAUCUUCAUGAAAGGUACACCGGAAACCCCCAUGUGCGGCUUCUCCCGAGCAGUAAUCCAAGUUGUGCAAGUCCAAGGUGUAAAGCCCGACCUGCUCAAAACAUUCAACUGUCUGGAAGACCAGGAGUUAAGGGAAGGAAUCAAGGAGUACAGUGAUUGGCCUACUAUCCCUCAGGUUUAUGUCGAUGGAGAGUUCGUGGGUGGAUGUGAUAUCCUUAUCAACAUGCACCAAUCGGGAGAGUUGGAGGAACUGCUCUUGAAACAUAACCUGCUUUUGCCGCUCGAGGAGAACAAGAAUGCUCAGCCCUAA